AUGUGUGGAAUAUUCGCUUAUCUUAACUUUCUAACCCCAAAAACUCGAAGCGAAAUCAUCGACAUUCUCAUACAAGGUCUACAGCGUAUGGAAUAUAGAGGAUAUGACUCAGCCGGUAUCGCAAUCGACGGUGGUAACGAGCCAAAUGCUCCUCACGACGACAUAGUGCUACUCAGAAAAGCCGGAAAGGUUUCCGUUCUAGCAGACUCCAUUAAAGAAACAUCCAAAAAACUCGACAUGGACAUGAAAUACAACAUCCACUGCGGUAUCGCACAUACACGCUGGGCCACACAUGGGUCGCCAAAGGACGUGAACAGCCAUCCACAGAGAAGUAAUGAUAAAAACGGUUCGUGGGUGUAUUCGCUUGUACUUAUUUUUUCAAAGCAUUUCCUCUACUUGAAAAUUCACAAAACCUAUCCAAAACAA
Molecule: messenger RNA, 426 nt
Organism: Ostertagia ostertagi
Lineage: Eukaryota; Metazoa; Nematoda; Chromadorea; Rhabditida; Trichostrongylidae
Source: the annotation of a GenBank genome assembly